This is a messenger RNA of Cherax quadricarinatus, 3444 nucleotides long. The record is from RefSeq and is a predicted model, not a curated record. Lineage: Eukaryota; Metazoa; Arthropoda; Malacostraca; Decapoda; Parastacidae.
AAGAAAAAUAAAAAAUACUGCGCAAGUUGUGAUGGCCCUAUGAACCUUCAACAACAACAUCCUGAAGAUGACCCCAUCACAUUGUUUUAAAGUUAUCCAGCAUCAAGAACACCGUACUGUACUUGAUGAACUCAACGCUACUGAGUGCACAUGAAAAGGCAACUGUGUGAUGAAUGCGAUAGCUAAAGAAGUAUAGGAGAGCCAUGAUGUCAGGGCGAGGGUGGCUACAUGGCAGCUAAAAUUGCUAAGCUGCAGAACCAGUACCAUACUUCUGUCACAACCACAGUUGGAGAAGAGAAUCGUGGAAUAUUUAAAGGUGUUGCAAUCUUUGUGAAUGGAUAUACAGAACCAACAGCUGAAGAGCUGAAGCGUAUAAUGAUGACCAAUGGCGGCACUUAUCACCAUUACUUCUCUCGAAGCAAGACCACUCACAUCAUUGCCAACAACCUUCCAGAUACUAAAAUAAAGAACAUGAACACAGAUAAGAUUGUAAGUCCAAAGUGGGUUAUAGAUUCACUGGAAGCUGGACAUCUAUUGGACUACACUAAGUAUAUUCUUUAUACUAAUCAGUCCAAAAGUCAGCCCAAGCUACCUUUUAAGCCAUUAUCCUUACCACAUGAGAAGAGUGAAGCUAGUUAUAGAAAUUCCCCCACUACAUGUACCUCAGAAAAAAAUUCAUCUUCACCUGAUGCUGUUGCUCAUCAGAAAAUAUACACAGGUUCACCAAUAGAAGAAUCUCUAAAUUUACAUGUAAAUCUGAACUUAAAUAAAACCAAAUCAGAUGUAGCAGCUCAAGAUAAAAAUGGUUUUGAGACACAUAUAAGUGAUAAAAGAAAGUUAGAUGGGCUGUCAUGUCAUGGUUUAAGCACUGCAGGUAGACAGAAUUACAGCCCAACAAAAGUUCAAUCUAUGAGUACUGCAAACCCAAGAUUUCUCUCUGAAUUCUAUAACAAUUCUAGGCUUCAUCAUAUUUCAACAAUGGGGGCUAUGUUUAAACAGUAUGUAAAUGAACUUCAGAGUCAAAAUAAGGGCUUUACUGGCAGGGAAGGCUUAAUGAAAUGGGUAAAAAAUAAUGAAGAGAAAUGUUUGCCUGGUGAUUCUGCAAUAAGAUCAUCAUCUGUGGGUGCUUCAAAGAAAAAAAGUAAACGAACAGUUAUGCAUAUUGACAUGGAUUGUUUUUUUGUGUCUGUGGGUCUACGUAAGCAUCCAGAGUUGCUUGGCAAACCUAUAGCUGUGACGCAUGUGCGAGGCAAUCCUAGGUCUAGUGUAAGGGAAGGGGUGGAUGCACAAUAUGAAUUGAAUUACUAUAAGGAACGAGCCAAAAAACGACUUCAAGCAAAAAUACACCCAGUGAAUUCUACCAAAUUAGUUAAAGUUGUUCCAGAAAUUGAUGAAAAUGAUAAAAAUGAGGUGAACAUGACAGGAGUCAUUGAAGUGGUCUCUGCAUCUAAUGGAAGGUUUUCAACAAUGAAAUUAAUUGAUGAUACCUGCUCAUGGUCAGAAAUUGCCUCCUGUAGCUAUGAAGCACGUAAAGCUGGUGUGAAGAAUGGUAUGUUUCUUGGACCAGCACUUAAGUUGUGUCCAAACCUUCAAACAAUACCCUAUGACUUUGAUGGCUACAAAGAAGUUUCAUACAAACUUUAUGAUAUUGUUGCUAGUUUUACACAUGAUAUAGAGGCAGUUAGCUGUGACGAAAUGUUUGUUGACUUAACUGAGCUCCUUUGCACUUGCCAAGUCACUCCUGAUCAAUUUGCUACUUAUCUUCGUGAAAAAAUACAGGCAGCAACAGGGUGUCCAUGUUCAGUCGGCAUGGGACCGAGCAUUCUGGUUGCUCGCAUGGCUACCAGAAGAGCUAAACCCAAUGGUCAGUAUGUGGCUGACCCUGAAGACCUUGCUAACUAUAUGAAGGACCACAAGGUCUCUGAACUUCCAGGUGUUGGCUGGUCUCUGGAGACUCGUUUGCAAGGUGAAGGGAUAUACACUUGUGGGGACCUGCAGGCUAAAACCCUUGGUCAGUUGCAAGCUGCCUUCGGGUCUCGAACAGGCCAAUCCCUCUUUAACUACUGCCAAGGAAUUGAUGAUCGUUUAGUGAAGAGUGAGCAUGUGAGGAAAUCAGUCUCAGCAGAGGUGAACUAUGGCAUUCGGUUUACCUGCCAAAGUGACGCUGACAAGUUCAUCAGUGAGCUGGCUGUAGAACUGGAGAAUAGACUUGAUGCUGUUAAACUGAAGGGCAAGUGUAUCACUCUCAAACUUAAGGUACGUGCAAAGGAUGCUCCAGUAGAGACAGCUAAGUUUAUGGGUCAUGGUGUUUGUGAUAAUAUUGCAAAGUCUGUGUCCAUAUCCUCAGCAACUUCUUCAUCAUCUAUCAUAGAGAGAGAGGCAUUGUCUUUGCUGCACCAAGUAAAGGUUCAGCCUCAGGACUUCAGGGGUGUUGGGAUCCAGGUGUCACGUCUGGAGGGGCACCAAGGUUCAUCAGGAGGUUUUGGAUCUGGUGGAACUUCUAUUAAAAACUUUCUAAUAGCCAAGAGCAGCACCAACAAGACAGUUAGCCCUUCCAUCAGUCCCAUAAAUUCUACAGAAACUGAUCACACAACUUUUGAGGAUAAUAAAUUUUCUCAUAUCAAUGUAGGCUUCUGCCACUUGAAGCAAGUGGCAGGAGAAAAAAUUCACUCAAAAACACCAGGGGCACUACUAGGAUCUAGUACUGCUGUACCUGCACCAAGUGGUGAUGCACAAGUGUCUCUAACAAACGAAACUUCACAAAAAGACAACAUUGACCUUGAAGUUCUCAUGGCUCUUCCUAAAGAGAUAAGAGACCAAGUAAUAGCUGAGUACAGUCAGCAGGGUUAUAUUAUUCCAACACUUGGUGAUGGGGUUGCUGGUGGUGACAGAUUGGUGAUAACUGAGGAACCAAAACCAAGUACAUCAGGUUACGUACAACCUGCCAAGAAAUCAACUACACAAGAGUCUGACUUUGCAAAGGUGCCUAGGAUUCAUGGAAAAGGUACUUUGACAUCACAUUUUGUUGAAUUAAGUGGAGGAAAUGAUUUAGAAGAUUUUAUAGCAGUAAAUGAGAGUGGAAAGGAUGUUCCAUACAGCACUAAAGAUGACUGCCAGAAACACAGUGAGAGAAGAUCCAGUGGUAACUUAAUUGCUACUGCCACAAUUGCUGAAGAGGCAGAUUGCAAUAGUAACUCUUCACUUGUUUCAGAAGAUGCACAAAAUGAAGCAUUAAUUACUAGUUUUUCUCAGGUGGAUGAAAGUUUUCUGAAAGCUAUUCCAGAAGAGCUUAGGGAAGAAUUACGCCAGGACUUCAAGCGCCAAAAGGAAGCAGCAGUGAAUAAGCAACAGAGACCUCAAAGGACAGAUGCAGUCUGUGGUGGAGGUUUACUUGAGAACAGUAGUCGGUCUGGAAGGACAUUGCCUCAACAGCAGCUGGGUAGC